AUCCCAACAGUGAUGUGUCGGCUGAAGGAUAGGGAAGAGUGAAAUGACUUUGGGUUGAAAUAUUGAGUCGACAAUCCUUACUUUACCCCUAAAGAAAACAGUUGUGUUCCCUGUGGAGAAGAUAGUCUGUAUAGGAACUUGGAAAUGUGACACUGACACUACACCAAUGGAAGCAACAUCCAUAAAUUUGAAGCCAUAAAUAAAUGGACAAAUUUUGAAACAACGUCGUCGGUAAAAUCAUACAUUAGAUACUAUCAUUAUGUGAUGUGAUCGGUAUAAUUGUCAACGUAAUGCACCCCACACGUUCAAUGUAAUGAAGCCAAUAAAUAGAAGAAACAAUUGCCUGCCAUCAAGUUGUUGCCAAGUGUAUUCUUAUUUAUAUGUUCACCUUCCUUCACUCUGUUUCUCACAUCCACUCCUCAGCUACCCCUUCACUUGUAUCCACCACAAGCUUCAUUGUAGAAACACCAUUGUUGCUGCUUCUGCCUUCGAUAUAGGUGAACCCAAGAUUCCAGGUUAUAAAAAGGAUCGGGAGGAUAUUGGAGGGUUCAGCAUGAUAAAGCAAUCAGCUACUAGAAACCAGAGGUACAAAGGGUUCAAGGUCAAGCAUUUUGUGCAUAUGUGUGCCUUGCUUGCCCUUUGCAUCUGGUUGCUGAACCAAUUUAGAAACACUUACGAAAAGAAGGGCAUUGGAAUUGUCCAAAAUGGGAUGAAUGAAGAUGGAGCAAUUAAACUUGGGAGGAAGGCCCUUGAUCCUCAAGUACAAGGGUGGUCUGCGGUGAACAACGGAACCGGAGAUGUUGAAGGUGAGAUAGAUGGAGAGAAAGCCGAAGGAGAAGAAAAUGAAGUUGAGGAUCUAAUCGAUGAAGAAGAUACCGACAAGGAAAACGAAACUGUGGAUUUAGUUAUGGAGGAAAUAGUUUAGAAUGAUGAAAAACAAAGUGGUAAAGCAAAAUCACAGCUCUUUCAACCCAUGCUAUUAGACCACAGAAUAGAAUGGGAAUCAUACCAUCACGAAGAAGCAGAGAAUUGAUUCUUUCUUGCAAAUAGCAGACAAGGUUGACAUGUAUAUGAUGCUGCUCUUUUCUUCUUUCCUCAGAAUUAUAAGACUAUAGCAGCUGCAGAACUGCACAAAAUGGUUUAGCAUUUGUCAAGAUUGGCAAUGAAUGAUUAGGAAGAAACAAAA
Molecule: messenger RNA, 1186 nt
Organism: Gossypium raimondii (Peruvian cotton)
Lineage: Eukaryota; Viridiplantae; Streptophyta; Magnoliopsida; Malvales; Malvaceae
Exons: 2
Coding region: 314-925 (203 amino acids)
Source: RefSeq, a predicted model, not a curated record